AGCGUGAUCUCACUCUUACCUUCCGUCAUCCAUCGUAACGGUGAUUUCGACGUUUUCCACGUUCUUCUUCAUCCCCUUCUGUUUGUCACAUUUGUUAGUCGUGUGUAUAUAUAACGACACCAUAAUAAGCCAGCUUCGUGGUCGAUCUACGGCGAUGGAGCUUCAGAUGGAACGCUUGGCUCAAAAUUGGGUUUCGGAAAAGGGCACGAAACGGUCUCGUUGUUCUUCGGCUAAAGUUGAGAGGAGAAUCAUUGAGAAAAACAGGAGAAAUCAUAUGAAGGAUUUGCUCUCCGUGCUCAAUUCUCUCCUCCCGAAUCAUAAUCCCAAGGAGCUACUGACACUGCCGGAACAAAUAGAUGUGGCGGUGUAUUACAUAAAGAGCCUGCAAACGAGAUUGGGCGAACUUAGGGAGAAAAAGGAUUAUCUAACUGGAACGAGGAGAUCUUACGAACGCACCGAUCGUAACAGUGAGAUCAGGAUUAACGAAUCGGGUUCGGCGAUGGAGGUGGCUUUGGCGACGGGGCUCGACGACUGUCAGUUAACGUUUCAUGAGAUGAUCCGCAUAUUUCAUGAAGAUGGAGGUGAAGUGGUGAACGCCAAUUUCUGGAUUGUUGGGGAUACGGUAUUCCACAUCGUUCAUGCUGAGAUUAUAUCGUCAACGGCAGCUAAAACAAUAAGGGAGAAACUGAACCGGUUUGAGAAUGGACCCAGUGGCGGCGGCGGCGAAGAGGAGGUUGAACAAGAGCUAUCUCGGUGCCACGAAAUCCAUCCGGAAACCUGAAAUUUCUCUAUCAUG
Hibiscus syriacus is the source of this 796-nucleotide messenger RNA. Its product is annotated as transcription factor bHLH162-like. NCBI's taxonomy places the organism in Eukaryota, Viridiplantae, Streptophyta, Magnoliopsida, Malvales, Malvaceae. The transcript has 3 exons. The record is from RefSeq and is a predicted model, not a curated record. Gene Ontology annotation, cellular component: RNA polymerase II transcription regulator complex. Gene Ontology annotation, molecular function: protein dimerization activity; RNA polymerase II transcription regulatory region sequence-specific DNA binding; DNA-binding transcription factor activity, RNA polymerase II-specific. Bases 155 to 781 code for a protein of 208 amino acids. Gene Ontology annotation, biological process: regulation of transcription by RNA polymerase II.